AUGUCCGGCAACAACACUCCCAACAAUAGCUCACCUGCUCCCUUCGAUAUGACUGCUUUUGCAGCCGCUAUUACCACUGCCUUUGUUCAGGCUCAGUCUCAGUCUCAGCAGUCAUCCCCUCCGGCUACAAACCCCUCUGGCACAGCUGGCCCUGUGCCCACAUCUGUUCUAUCUGGCUUCACUCCCCCUAUGUCGAGUCCACCACCCUCUAUUCUCUUCAAGUUCCCACAUGUUGAGCCCGUCAUCCUUUCUGCUAUCCUUUUUCAUGAGUUUCGCCCUGCCGACUUGUGGAAGCUGGACCCCAAGCAUCGCAACCGCCCAGAGAGGCGUAUUCUCUCUGCUGGAGAGGUCGAAUAUCAGUCUGCCAACUCCGACAUUGUCCCAAUGCAGAUUUAUUUCUCCGUACUGCUUGCUGCGUACACCCAGUCUGGGGCUACUGCCACAUCUGUUUCCGAACUCGCUAUCGACUUCCACUCCUACACCGCUCACCUUCUCACCUUCGCUGCCGAGUACCGGUGGAAGGCUGUCCUCCAGUAUCACACAGACUAUUAG
This is a messenger RNA of Stereum hirsutum FP-91666 SS1, 552 nucleotides long. RefSeq lists its product as uncharacterized. The transcript is spliced from 3 exons. Bases 1 to 552 code for a protein of 183 amino acids. The record is from RefSeq and is a predicted model, not a curated record. Lineage: Eukaryota; Fungi; Basidiomycota; Agaricomycetes; Russulales; Stereaceae.